Molecule: messenger RNA, 6290 nt
Organism: Podarcis lilfordi (Lilford's wall lizard)
Lineage: Eukaryota; Metazoa; Chordata; Lepidosauria; Squamata; Lacertidae
Source: the annotation of a GenBank genome assembly
AUGGAUGCAAUUUUGAACUGCAGACUGGAGGACAUGGAAGAUUUUUACAGCUUGCUAGGCUGUGAUGAAUUGUCUACAGUAAGACUAGUUAAUUAUGAUUUUACUAUUCUCCUCCUUAGUUCAUUACAAUUUUUUAAAAAAAUGUUCUUUCUUUGUUAAUUGGUUUGAUUUGGUGUAUAUGUGCUGUUUCUGUUCUUCCCUAAAUUCCCCAUGUUUUCUGUACAUAUUUUUAGCAGUUGAUCUGUUUUUCUCCCCCAGUUCAGUUUUUUUGACCUAUGCAACAUUAAGCUGUUGAACACAAUUAACUGUUCACACAGCUUUGUUUCAAUAGAAUAGUUUGAAUUUUUUCAUUUUGCAGUGAAGAAAUACAAUUAUCGGAACAGCACUUGAAUAACCUUUUAAUUGGUAUAUACCUAAGGAAUUCUCUGCAUUCUCUAGUUGUCCUGUGUUAACUUAAAUAGUCCAGUUAAUAUCCAAAGCCUCAGUAGAUUGUUUGAGGUUACAAUGGCACAGAAUGUAGUUACAGUUGUUCUGUUUAAAAAGAUCUAUGUUGAUGUAAUCCUUGCUGACUUUGAAAAGAUAAUAUGCCUUCUCACAGUAAAUAAAAAGUUACCGUGAGUGUGCACAUUUUGGGCUUGUGGAUUUCACUUGCAUUUUACUAGAACUUAGAGAUCCACCAAGCAAAGUGAGGUGAAAAAAGCACAGACUAAAAGAAUGCUGAGCGCAGAAAUUUGCUUUGAGUACCAGAGAGGAAUGGAACUGUUUCAGGCAAAAAUCCACUCUCAGUUACCACAAACUUUCUUCACCUCAGUAGUUGAAGAAGGAAGAGGGGAGAUAAUUUUAUUGCUGCUAUUGUUAAACAAGUUGAGAGUUGCAAAUCCUUUCUGAUCUGCAAACCACCAAGAGAUCUACCAGUAGAUUCAGAUCUGCCUUCUGCCCACCCGCUAAAGGUUUGCUGAGAUGGCUUCCAGCAAGGGGCCACUAGAUUUUGCCUGCAUGAAAAGUCAGCGUGGUUGAUUUUUGUAAUGAAAAGCUGUGUCAAUGGGAUAGUCAUUUUGAACCACAACAAGUGGGUAGCAUCCUAAGUGAAGUAAACAGAAAUAACAUUUUAUGAAAAAGCUGCCUGCUGGCUUUGAAAGCUGAUCCACUGCACAAAAGUGAUUUAUGUUAGGGAGACAGAGAUGUUUCACAUUACAAACCAUGAGCAGUAGACACAAGAGAUUGCUGACAGCCAUGGUAUUGUGUGAGUCUGCAAUUUUCAACAGAACCUAUGUAUGUUUUAGAAUUAAAUAAAAAUCUAGAUAUAUGGAAAAUGUUUUGCACUCAAACAGCUUUGGGAUUAAUUUACCAUAUUUACACAUAUAGUGGACUGCUCCCAUAUACCCCAACGUUGGUGGAGACUAUUUCCAAGGAAAUCUGACCUUGACUUCCAUGGAUCUUCUGUGGAAUAAAUGGUGCAUGAACACAUGCAUAGACUAUUUUGCUGUGUACUGAGGCUCUAGUGUCAACCUAUAGCAAAAGAAGAGUUGCUUGACACAGGUAUUUGUAAGGGGAAACAAAUAUAUUCCCAUAUGCACUGCUGCCUGUAUCAGGUAAAGAUGGUGUAAGUGGCUGUUUCACUGUGAAUACCAAUUGCCAGUUUAGUAAAUCUUACAUUCAGUAAAAUGGAUAAUACAAAUCCAUGAGUUUUACACAUGGUGCCACAUACGUACUUGUGUAAGAAACAAGUCCAUAGGUAUAUUUUUCGUAAGAAAACAAGUUCCAUCCAUUCUUCAAUUGUUUGUCUAGGUUGAACAAAUUAUUUCAGAAUUUAAGGUUCGAGCCCUCGAAUGUCAUCCUGACAAGCAUCCUGGAAACCCUCGAGCUGGUAUGUGUUUUUUCCUUUUCUCUCUCAAAAUGAAACAGGUGACGUUACACAGAACAGUGGAUUCAGGAUUUUGAGAGCCGUUGGCCAAACAUACCCUAGCCCUAACCCUGACAAAGGAGUGGGGCAUAAAUCAAAAAUUCCAAAACAUGCUCCCUUUCCUGCCUUCUUGUGAAAGGUGAGACUGGUAAGCCUGCUGUGGAAGUUCACCCUCAGGCUCUACAAAUAUCUGGGCCAUAGCAAAUGCCCAGCCUUGUCACUUGCUGGCACUGGCUACGAGAGAAGAAGGCACAAGUAUCCUCAAUUUCCUGCCUUAUACUUUGCCCUAUUUAUAUAUAUGCAGCACACUUUGUUUUAUUUUUAUUUGUGUGGCACACUUCCUUUUCAGCAGCAAGUUGAACUAUAUUGCCCUAAUGCUUAUACAAACAUUGAUUCUGGAGGAAAAUCAUAGCUACUCUAUUCUUUAGUGCAGUUGUUUGGCAACGUAGGUUUAAUAGGGUGGCUUACAAAAUCAAAUGCUUCACUUCCCUUUUUUGAAACAAAUCACAGCCCAGCUUUCUUUCUCCAAAUGAUCUACAGCUAAAGAAAACCAUUAAGCAAACAGAUGCGGCUUUAUGAAGUUGCAACCCUGUUAACAUGUGCACUUAUGUUUUGAACAAGAAAUAGUUAUAAGAGACUAUGCAAACUCAGGGUGUUUAAUAUUGUAUAGAUUUAUUUGCAUUUCAAUAAUUUUUUACACAUUUUAGGUUUUAUCCAAUGUUAAUCCUACACAUAGUGGACCCAUUGAAGUUGUAGGUGUGACUCAUUUAGAUUCAUUAAUUCCAAGGGGUCUAAGCUCAGUAGGACUUAGUUGGAUAUAACCCUUUGUUUUAAAUAUUAAAAUUAUAUUUGGCAGUGCAUUGUUUCUGGACCUGUGCAGAGUAAUAACUUGGGAAUAACUAAAAUGUGGAAAGGGGGUAAUGGGAUUGUGUUUGUGUUAAAUGUGGUUAACCCCUUUCAUGCCCACUGUUUAUCCACACCAAAUUGUCCCCAAGUGAAACAUAUUUUGAACCUCAUGGAGGAAAUGUUGCCAUAAGGGACAUUUUGGAGUAAAAAUAAGGUAGAGUACCCGCCUUCCCACUUAAUCACUCAAAAUCUCUUUCCAAAGAGAUUUUCUAAAAUGGUGUUGGGUCACUGCUAACACACAUUUCCAUGUAAUAUGUAGUUAAAAAAUCAGGGGCAAAUGACAAAAUUGUAUAUUAUGCAAAUAAGAAUGAGGAGUAGUAGGUUUUCCACAUACAAAAAAAAAUCAUGUUUAUGGGUCUAGUGAAUGUAUAUUUAUUUUUCAUAUGAUUUACGUCAUGACUAGAUGUUAAAAUACUAACUGCCUUGUCCCUUUUAUCUAAAUUGCUUCCUGUAGAAGAAUUAUCAGCUUGCCAAUCAGGGGUGGGGGAGAAACAUAACUGGAAAACUAAACUGUAUGACGUUUUGUUUGUGUUUGCCAGUCCCUGUUAGCAUUUUAAUUCAGUGCCUUUCAAAAGAUCUAUCUAGUAUAGUAAACUGGCAUAAAUGAAUAUAAUAAUAACGAUCAUAUAAUAGAAAGGUGACUCAUAGAUAAAAUAUAAAUCUCCAUAACCUUUACACAGAUGGUUACUAAGGAUGCGGACUUGUGUUUCUAUUAUAGUAUGGAAACUUUUAUAUCCACUGGAAAAAAUGAGAUCACCCUAAUACGAUCGGGAAGUUUUUGUUUUGUAGUAGACCUAAUAUGUGCAUAUCACUGCUCCCAUGAUGCUCUUGGAACUAUUUGUUCUGUUUCACUUGUAUAUACCUGGUUGCCUUUGAUGACUAAUUCUUUUUUAGUCAUCGCGAUUGCAUUUGAAAUAUUCAAAAUCAAACUAAGGGUUCCUCCAGGUGACCUAUUUAUUGGGUAUUCAUCCUGAUUUGCUUGCGCAAUGCUUUUGUGGAGGGUUAGACUAUAUUUAUUGAGCAUUUGUUCUGAUUUGCUUUUGGGGUGUUUGAACACUUUCCUAUAAUCAUUCCACACCUGUCAAUAUAUGUCUCCUGUCACUUCCCAAACUGCAAUAAGUCUGAUUUUUUAAAAAAAGAAUAAGUGAAUUUGUCAUGCUAAGGAGACAGCGUGCUUUAAUAAUUUUUAACUGUACAGUACAAACCUACAUUUUUAUAAUGCACUUGAAUCCCUUCUGCAAAAUAUUGACAGUGGAUAUAUCUUUCACACUGGGUGAUCUCCAACAAAGGAUUAUUGUUAUUAUUAUUGCAAUUAAUUUAUUUAUUGCCUUCUAAAUCCCUGACUGAAAGUCAUUUACACAUAAAAUAAUUAAAAGCAGAAAAAGCAACACAUACAUUUCAGUAAAAUUUUCAUAAAAUUUUCUUCUGUCUCUGAUUUGUAGUAGAGAAUUUUCAGAAGCUACAGCAAGCUAAAGAAAUCCUUACCAAUGAAGAGAGCCGAUCUCGCUAUGAUUACUGGAGGAGAAGCAAGAUUACCAUCCCGUUCCAGCAGUGGGAGGCUCUGAGCAACUCAGUCAAAACUGUUAGUUUUGGUUUAUGCAUCUAUAAUUAUUGGGGAAUAGAAAGAAAGAGGCCAUUCUGUGGGUGGGGAAGUUCUCUGCUAGCUAGCAUUGUUCAGCAAGGGGAAUGGGAAUCAGUGCGGAUACCAUUCAUCCUUGAGCAAGCAUGUGUAGCUGUUUUACAACUCACAAAUGCCACUGAUUUGUUUGUUUUUUGUCUAGUCAAUGCACUGGGCUGUCAGAGGCAAAAAAGAGCCAAUGCUGGAAGCUCCCGAUUUAAAUCUUAAUGAUAAGAUGGCUGACAAUUUCCCCCAGAAAUCUGAAAACAACAAUCAUGAACUGUUGGAUGACCAAAAGGGGCUAGAAGACUUUGACCCCACUACUGGGAAGCUGCUGUCACCAAAGAGCCCUGAUUCCCCAGGUAAAUAGUUUGCGGUACCAGUGCUAGACACAGAAAAAAAUCCAGAUAAUUGGGGCUGGCACCAGAUAAGUGAAAUAUGCAGCCUUCUUUUAUUCUCAGGAGUGGGGUUUGUCCUCAUGUGGGUUUGCAUGAAUAUCAGGUAUACUUCUUGGUGUACCUGACCCCUUCAAGCUGCAUGGCACCUGUGCACAGCUCAUUUGAAUCUCCUACAUAGCACACCCAAGAAAUUGUAGGGUGUUCAGAUGGUGUAGUCCAUAUAGGGCAUCAUGCUGCACAUGUCUUUCUGAGUGCUGCGCUUCAUACCUCUCAUGUUUCAGCUGGGGCUAGUUCACAUGUGCAUGAGUGUCCCUUGAAGACUGCAGGAUCCAGUGCUAACGUCGUGUGUGAGUGUGAGAUUGCAGGUCAAACAUCACAGAUGGAGCUUCCCUAUCAUCUCAAACACAGUGUAGCAGGCCACACAUUCAGAUGGAAUUUUCAGAUGAUUUUGAAGAAGAGCAGAAUAGCUUUCGUUAACAGUACAGUAACAAAUGCUGAGAAAUCAAGUGAUGUGCAUGCGUGGAUGAACUAGGUGCAGAAUAAGAAGGGCAGGAAACUUCCUCAAACCUUUCUCUCUGAAGGACAGCUGGUGGGAGAGAUAAAGUACCAUAAAGAUUGGGGAUACUAAUCCUAGGGAGAGUGGGAGCCAGUGCUGCUGAUUUAUUGGCCCAAAAUAUAUGUACAGUGGUGCCCCGCAAGACGAAUGCCUCGCAAGACGGAAAACCCGCUAGAUGAAAGGGUUUUCCGUUUUUGAGUUGCUUCGCAGGACGAAUUUCCCUAUGGGCUUGCUUCGCAAGACGAAAAUGUCUUGCGAGUCUUGAGAUUCUUUUUCCGCUCCCCCCCCUUUUUCUAAGCCGCUAAGCCGCUAAGCCUUUAAUAGCCGCUAAACCGCUAAUAGCGCUAAUCUGCUAAGCCGCUAAUAGGGUUGCUUCGCAAGACGAAAAAACCGCUAGACGAAGACACUCGCGGAACGGAUUGAUUUCGUCUUGCGAGGCACCACUGUAUGGACAAAGAAACCCAACAAUUUGGCAAGCGUUGCUCCUUAAACCUCAAAGUGGCUUUACUAUGCAGGUUCUCUUUGGGAUACAUUGUGAUGCUGGUUUCUUAUUAUUGUGUGUGUGCGUAUGGUACUUAGACAACCCAGGACUAGGUUUAGUUGUGUGCACAGCUUGAAUGCACCCCCCUCCACCAAGUUACCUAAGCUUCAUCUACAGUUUUUGGCCUUUCCUAAAUGAAUGGAUAAGCAAGGAGUUGGUGGUUUUUGUAUUAAAGGAGUUUUACUUUAUAAACCCAAAGUACCAUUUCCUCUCUACUAGCUGAUUCUUCUUUCUCUCUCUCUCUCUCUCUCAAUUUCCCCCACCCCCUUACAGGAUUUUCCGAUCCAAACUGUUGGCAUUUGCGCUUUCGCUGGUCUGGUGACACCCCAUCUGAACUCUUGCGGAAGUUUAGAAACUAUGAAAUAUGA